AGGUUAUUAACCACGUGUUGGCGCGCACCGCUUAAUGUGUUUUUCUCCGAAUAACCAGCCAAGACUCCAGAAGUUUUCAAAUAAGGGAAAAAUGGCGUCCCGAGCACAAAAAAUCUUAAAUCUAGUGAGAGAACAAGAAAAAAAUAAAUCAGCUCUCGAAGAACUUGAUAAUACAGUACAAACUGAUUCCCAAACAGUUGUACCAGCAGUACCAAGCACCUUACCAGAAAGAUAUGAUGAACACAUAAGCACCUUUAACGGAUUUGAUAUCAACAGUAUGGAGAUCGUAUUGGCUGAUGAUGUCCUUGAAAUAGAUGAAGCUGAGUUCAAUCUUCCGCCAGCUGAGCUAGGAAUAAAUGUUUGUGGUUUAGAGGAUAAAGACUUAGAUCUUCGCCAUCGUGAUCAAGAUCAGCCAACCGCUGGAAGUCAUGGCAAUUUUAGUAGCAGUAGUAAUGAAAGCGAUCUUGACAGUGAUUCCGUUCCAGAUAAUGUCUAUGCUGUAGAGGAUGAUAGCUUCGAUGAUAAUGCUAUCGAAAGUGAUAAAGAAAAUAGCGCAGCUGAAAAUCAUCCUGAAGGACAGCCGACUGUCAAUGAUCAUCAAAACUUAAUAAUGAGACUAAUUGGGGUGACACGAAUGAAGGACGAAAAAUAAAAAUUACAGCAGACAAAGAUG
Molecule: messenger RNA, 673 nt
Organism: Acanthoscelides obtectus
Lineage: Eukaryota; Metazoa; Arthropoda; Insecta; Coleoptera; Chrysomelidae
Source: the annotation of a GenBank genome assembly